Molecule: messenger RNA, 1273 nt
Organism: Bactrocera tryoni
Lineage: Eukaryota; Metazoa; Arthropoda; Insecta; Diptera; Tephritidae
Product: ribonuclease H2 subunit B
Exons: 1
Coding region: 109-1185 (358 amino acids)
Biological process (GO): ribonucleotide metabolic process; RNA catabolic process
Cellular component (GO): nucleoplasm; ribonuclease H2 complex
Source: RefSeq, a predicted model, not a curated record
UUUGUAUUUUGUUAGCGCGCGAUAUUUUGCAAGCAUUUUGUUUUGAUUGUAGCAAAAUUUAUAAACUUAUUUUAACUUCAUUGAUAAAAUAUUGCAGACGUAUUUAAAAUGAGUAAAAAGUCUACACGCUCUUCUAAACCUACUGAGGAAACAGUUGUUCCUGCAGCGAAAGCACCAGCGCUUUACAAAGUGAUGUUCAUAUCAAAAGAACUAUUGGAAGAUCCUGAAAAUGAGUUGACGUUGGAGUACUUUUAUCAUCCUGGAAAAGGCAAGCCUACACUCUUUAUUACAAAAUCCAACACAGAGCUAAUGGAAGUCAAAGAAUUUGCUGAACCCAGACGUUGCUGGUUAAUCAACAAUAAUGUGUGCUCAAACGGACGCAUCUACAUGACAACACCGAUCGAUAUAACGCUGCUGGCAUUGCAUCAUAUACGUUUACAUUGUACACAAAAAGCGCUGGCUUUGGAUGAUAUUGGUGAGGCCGACGACAAGAGCACGUUGCGUUUGUUGCGUGAAUUUGUACGCGGUGAGGAGCACUUGAGAUGUAUCGCCGAUAUAAAGAAAGCCAAUGGCAUGGUAUUUUAUAAAUAUAACGCGGAGAAAACACUGGCUUGGUUAGCAAUCAAAACACGUCGUGUAACUGCAAAGCUGCGAAGCAUUGGUGUGCAUUGUGGUGAGAGUGCAAUGUCAAAAAAUUAUGUACGUGGUGAACUAGAGGGCGAGAACGGGGAAGAAUCUGAUAUGGAUUAUUUACGCAUGGCAUGCGACAUAGUGGGUGACUAUUUGGAUGUAGACUUACACGAGGAGCUUAAAAAAUAUUUGGAAAUACCUGAAGAAAAGCCGUUGACAACUGCAUCGAAGAAAGAGGAAAAAGAGAAAGCUGGCAAGAAGCGAAAAUCUCUUCAACAACUUAAUUCUAAUGAAAACAAGAAAAUAAAAUUGGAAGAUAAAGACAAAAAUGCAACAGAUAAACUUAAAAGCAGUGGUUUGGUUGACGGUUCACCAACUAAUGACCAUAGCAGGUCAAAUAGUAGUUCAAGUGAAGAAGUAAGCCCGCUUAGUGUGGUGCAAGCACCAAUUACGCCAUCACCGGUUAAAGAAAGAAAUUUAACAGCUAAGGAAAAAGCGUUAGCAAAGAGUGCUAAAGGUACAAAGAGCAUUGCAUCGUUCUUUAGUAAGAAAUAAAGCAAUGACUGGUUCAUUGGUUUUUUUGACUUGUCAUAUUUUUUAUAGUUGUUAUUUUAUUGUCAAUUAUUAAGUAAACAAAACAAAA